CAGGACUGGGGUCAGAACCAGGACUUGGAGAUGGACCUAGGUCAGAACCAGGACCAGGACUGGGAUCAAAACCAGAACCAGGACUGGGAUCAGGACCAGGAUCAGAACCAGGAGCAGGAGCAGGACCAGGACUUGGAGAUGGACCAAGACCAGAACCAGGACCAGGACUCCAUCAGGACCAAAGCGGGAUCUCCCUCUGGUCUGCAGAAACAUAUGUGUGGAGCAGCUUUUACCCAACAAAGUGAUCUAGAGAUUCACCAACCUAUUCACACUGGAGAUAAACCAUUCAGAUGUGAUCAGUGUGGAGGAGCUUUUACCCGACAAAGUGAUCUAAAGAUUCACCAAUGUAUUCAUACUCGAGAGAAACCAUUCAGAUGUGAUCAGUGUGGAGCAGCUUUUACCCGAUCAAGUCACCUAAAGAGACACCAACGUAUUCACACUGGAGAUAAACCGUUCAGUUGUGAUCAAUGUGGAGCAGCUUUUGCCCGACGAGGUCAACUAAAGAUUCACCAACAUAUACACACUGGAGAUAAACCGUUUACUUGUGAUAAGUGUGGGAGAGCUUUUACCACAUCAAGUGGUUUAACGACUCACCGACGUAUUCACACUGGUUAUAAACCGUUCACUUGUGAUCAAUGUGGAGCAGCCUUUAUUCAACAAAGUAAACUAAAGAUUCACCAACAUAUUCACACUGGUUAUAAACCGUUCACUUGUGAUCAGUGUGGAGCAGCCUUUAUUCAACAAAGUAAACUAAAGAUUCACCAACGUAUUCACACUGGAGAAAAACCGUUCAGUUGUGAUCAGUGUGGGGCAGCUUUUACCACAUCAAGUUAUCUAAAGAUUCACCAACGUAUUCACACUGGAGAGAAACCAUUCAGAUGUGAUCAGUGUGGGGCAGCUUUUACCACAUCAGGCAAUCUAAUGACUCACGGACGUAUUCACACUGGAGAUAAACCAUUCAGAUGUCAUGAGUGUGGAGUAGCUUUUACCCAACAAGGUGAUCUAAAGAUUCACCGACGUAUUCACACUGGAGAAAAACCGUUCAGUUGUGAUCUGUGUGAAGCAGCUUUUACCACAUCAAGUUGUUUAACGUCUCACCGACGUACUCACACUGGAGAUAAACCAUUCAGAUGUCAUCAAUGUGGAGCAGCUUAUACCACCUCAAGUAGUUUAAGGACCCACCAGCGUAUUCACACUGGAGAAAAACCGUUCAGUUGUGAUCAGUGUGGAGCAGCUUUUACCAGACGAAGUGAUCUAAAGAUUCACCAACGUAUUCACACUGGAGAUAAACCGUUCAGUUGUGAUCAGUGUGGAGCAACUUUUACCAAAUCAGAAGUAGAAGAAGUAGAAGAGGGGCCGAGCGGCCGCUCGCUACCCGAGGAUCCUGGCAGGACCGAUCAGCCGUGGAAUAACUGCAUGGUGGAGCCGAACCGAGCCGAGGGCUCUCCCAACACCUGGAAAAGCUUGCAGACCCGGAACCAAGGGAUGUGUGAGGCUGUGUGGAUUAGGGCUGCAACGAUUUGUUGACGUUGUCGACAAAAAUCGAUAACCAAAAUUGUCGACGAUGAAUUCCAUUGUCGACAAUUGUCGCCAGACGUGUUUUUCCAACGGAGUGAGGCGUCUCACUUCAAUACAGUCUCUGCGAGCGGUAGCGGUUAAACAAAAAUGACGGCGUCCUGUGCAGCAGCUGCGCGUAAUAAAACUUCAAAAGUUUGGGAGCAUUUUAGCUUCGAUACGGCGACUAUAAACUUUCAAAGUUUGCAAAGCAGACCUUGCUUAUCACGGGAGCACGUCGGUAAUAACGAGCAUUUGAAGAGAGACCACGUCGGACAGUUGAACGAAACGGACUCGCCUUGGUAAGACAUUAAGCGUAUUUUGGGUUAUGCCUGACUGUGUCUGACAAAAGUAUUUUAAAUUAAAUGCAUUCAGUUCGAAGAAGUUGAAUAAAACAUCUAUUUUUCAUUGAAGUAGCCAUCUUUCUUGUGUUAUCAUUUGCCACAUAAUUAAAGCAACCCCAUACUAAAUUUAAGAAAAAAAUACCGUAUUUUCCGCACUAUAAGGUGCACGUAAAAGCCUUUAAUUUUCUCAAAAACCGGCAGUGCGCCUUAUAGAUGAUCAUUACGGUAAUUUCUGUUACUGUAGUCAGAGGGAUUGUGGGUAAUGUAGUUGGUGUCGCCGAAGUAACGGCGCUAAAAACGUCAGGAAUCAUCACAGACGUUCAAGACAACAGCAGCGACGCCGACUCGCAUAAUGGCGACUUUGACGAGACGGGGCAAAGCUGGUUUUUAUUUUGUUAAUAAAGUUUUACAUAGGGUACUUUUCUUGUUUUUUGGGGGUUUUUUUUGCGUUUGCUGUAGGAUUUUGUAGCAUUUCCUGUAGUGUAGCUCCAUCAAGUAGAUACGUAACUCAACCCCAGCCACUAUAGUACGGUAUUUUACCAUAUAUUUAAUGCGCCUUAUAGUGCGGAAAAUACGGUAGUAAUUAUCCGAUUAGUCGACUAAUCGUUUCAAUAGUCGGUGACUAGUCGACUAUGAAAAUAGUCGUUAGUUGCAGCCCUAGUGUGGUUGGGCAAUUAGUCAGUUUAAUUUAGAGCGGUUUAGAGCUAAAUUUCAGAAUCAGAAUCAGAAUCAUCUUUAUUGGCCAGGUUCGAACAUUGUCCAACAAGGAAUUUGACUCCGGUAGUUUCGCUCUCUAUGGUCUUAAAGGUAAACAAUAAACAAAUAUACAAUAGACAAAUGUGGAAUUUCUAUGUACAAAAAUUAUAAACAUUUUAAGGUGCAGCAGUUUGAGGUAGUGAGAAUAAUUAUGACCUAUUUACAAUUUCUACGGACAAGAAUUAUGCAAAAGUACAAGAUAAAAAAUUAAAAAUUUUAACAAAAGAAAUAAAAAAGUGAGAGGUGCAGCAGAGUGAGGCAACAUGAAUAUUAAAGAGGGGUGCUGGAUGAUUUAUUUAUAUUUUGAUGAUUUAUUUUUAUAUUGCACGUGAUUGGUUACUCUGAGACUUUGUUAUCUGUGAGAGUUCAUCAGAGCAACCGCUUGCGGGAAGAAACUGUCCCUGUGUCUUGAAGUCCUGGCGCACAAAGCUCUGUAGCGCCGUCCAGAGGGGAGGAGUUGGAACAGGCAGUGUCCCGGGUGUGAGGGGUCUGCAGAGAUUCGACCUGCCCGUUUCCUGGUCCUGGACCGGUACAGGUCGUCGAUAGAUGGGAGGUUAGUCCCAACUAUCCUCUCUGCAGUCCUGAUAGUCCGUUGCAG
Messenger RNA from Cololabis saira (Pacific saury), 3252 nucleotides. RefSeq names its product zinc finger protein OZF-like. The record is from RefSeq and is a predicted model, not a curated record. The transcript is spliced from 3 exons. Gene Ontology annotation, cellular component: nucleus. Gene Ontology annotation, biological process: regulation of transcription by RNA polymerase II. NCBI's taxonomy places the organism in Eukaryota, Metazoa, Chordata, Actinopteri, Beloniformes, Belonidae. Gene Ontology annotation, molecular function: DNA-binding transcription factor activity, RNA polymerase II-specific; RNA polymerase II cis-regulatory region sequence-specific DNA binding. Bases 31 to 1527 code for a protein of 498 amino acids.